Molecule: messenger RNA, 1256 nt
Organism: Scheffersomyces stipitis CBS 6054
Lineage: Eukaryota; Fungi; Ascomycota; Pichiomycetes; Serinales; Debaryomycetaceae
Gene: SIT4
Product: type 2A-related serine/threonine-protein phosphatase
Exons: 1
Coding region: 1-945 (314 amino acids)
Biological process (GO): peptidyl-serine dephosphorylation; G1/S transition of mitotic cell cycle
Cellular component (GO): cytoplasm
Molecular function (GO): protein serine/threonine phosphatase activity
Source: RefSeq, a predicted model, not a curated record
AUGGGUGAACGAGGUCCAGACCAAUGGUUGGAGCAGAUCAGAAAAUGCAUUGCCUUGUCUGAGUCAGACAUGAAACAGUUGUGUGAGUUGGUCAAGGAGCUUCUCAUGGAAGAAUCCAACAUCCAACCCGUACAAUCCCCUGUCACUGUAUGUGGUGAUAUUCAUGGCCAGUUCCAUGACUUGUUGGAGUUGUUCAGAAUCUCUGGCGGAUUGCCACUGGAAGACAACAACACAAACUACAUAUUUUUGGGAGACUAUGUUGAUAGAGGCUACUUUUCACUAGAGACGUUUACGUUGUUGAUGGUGUUGAAAGUAAAGUUUCCUCACAGAAUUACCUUGGUUAGAGGCAAUCACGAGUCAAGACAGAUCACCCAGGUGUAUGGUUUCUAUGAGGAGUGCUUGACCAAAUAUGGAUCAACAACUGUGUGGAAAUACUGCUGUCAAGUAUUUGACUUCUUGACCUUAGCUGCCAUAAUAGACGGCAAGAUCUUGUGUGUCCACGGUGGAUUAUCACCAGAAAUCAGAAUGUUGGACCAGAUCAGAGUCUUGAGCAGAGCCCAAGAAGUUCCACAUGAAGGGGGCUUCUGUGACUUGGUCUGGUCUGAUCCUGACAACGUCGACACCUGGGCAGUAUCGCCUCGUGGAGCCGGUUGGUUGUUUGGCUCGAAAGUGAGUCGAGAAUUCAACCACAUUAAUAACUUGAGUUUGAUUGCAAGAGCACAUCAGUUGGUAAUGGAAGGGUUCAGGUACCAUUUCAAAGAAAAGGAUGUCGUCACCGUAUGGUCUGCACCUAACUACUGCUACAGAUGUGGCAAUGUUGCCAGUGUCAUGCAAGUAGACGAAGACUUGGAACCAAACUUCAAGAUAUUUAGCGCCGUUCAGGACGGAGACCUUACAGUGAAGAACAAUGCCAGCAAACAACAAAGAAGUGAUUAUUUCUUAUGAGUCCACCUUCAUUUCUGAUGUAGCAAUCACCUUCAUUACUAAAUUUAUUCAUCAUUUAUUUGCAUUAUAGAAAGAAAAGUUUGUGUUUCUAAUAAUCCAAGAUCUUCAAUCUAAUCAUAUAGAGCCGAGGCCAGACUUUAUAAUCACUAUUAUCACUUUCACGCUUUAGUUUGUCUUUCUGUUACAACCUAUCGAACAGCUACUCAAUUAUGCUUACUUAGGUGUUCUUUUCUCUAUCUGUUUUAUCUCUUCGUAAUUGACAAUAAUGAAUCACGACGAAUUUUAUACGAAUAUACAUUUAAUUGUUAUCA